AUGAAUCUCUUCAGGCUUUUAGCCGAUUUCUCCCAUCUGGCCUCUAUCUUCGUUCUUCUGCAGAAGAUGAAGUCUACCAGUAGCUGCUCCGGUCUAUCUUUCAAGUCGCAAGUCCUCUACCUUCUGGUUUUUGUCACUCGCUAUCUUGAUUUGUUUUGGACUUUCUUCGAUUCGCUUUACCUCACGACCUUCAAGCUCCUCUUCAUUGGCUCCUCCGGCUACAUUAUCUACCUCAUGCUGAACGAUUACAAGCCCACCCAUGACCCGAACAUUGACACCUUCAAGGUUCAAUACCUUCUGGGAAUCAGCGCGAUCCUCGCGGUCCUUUUCCCGCACGACUAUCGGUUCUCCGAGAUUCUCUGGACCUUCUCGAUCUGGUUGGAAUCCGUCGCCAUCUUGCCGCAGCUCUUCAUGUUACAGCGGACGGGAGAAGCCGAUACAAUCACCACGCACUACUUAUUCGCCCUGGGUCUGUACCGGGCCCUCUAUAUCCCGAAUUGGAUGUACCGCUACUUCACCGAGGCUCACUUCCAACGAUCUUUCCAACCUGUCCCCAUCAUUGCUGGCAUCAUCCAGACCUUACUUUACUCGGAUUUCUUCUACAUCUACUACAACAAGGUGUUGAAAGGAAAGCGGUUCUCCCUUCCCGUCUAA
This is a messenger RNA of Penicillium pulvis, 654 nucleotides long. RefSeq lists its product as uncharacterized. Gene Ontology annotation, cellular component: endoplasmic reticulum; cis-Golgi network; membrane. The coding region runs from base 1 to 654 and encodes 217 amino acids. Gene Ontology annotation, biological process: endoplasmic reticulum to Golgi vesicle-mediated transport; protein retention in ER lumen. The record is from RefSeq and is a predicted model, not a curated record. Lineage: Eukaryota; Fungi; Ascomycota; Eurotiomycetes; Eurotiales; Aspergillaceae. Gene Ontology annotation, molecular function: ER lumen protein retrieval receptor activity. The transcript is spliced from 6 exons.